AUGGCACAGCACCUGUCGCAGAAGAUGAGGCGAAACGGUAGCGUGCUCUCGGGUUCUGACUAUGACCUGACGGAGAUACCGACGCCCGCAAUCUCUGCGGACUGGCUGGAGCAGGAGUACCGGUACGACGGCUACGUCUUUCUCUCAAAGCAUGCCGCAAGCUCCGGGGUUCUGGCGCUCACCUGCCACUCCACGGGAAACUUUGCGCAUGCCGCCUUUGGAGGGGGCGACCGGCAGGUGGCAGUGCCAUACCCUGAUCUGCAGAAGAGGUAUCUCCGCCUGCUAAAGGCGCGACAGGAGGACUUUGCGGACUUUCAGAUCACAAUCGAGGCAACGCACCACGGCCCCACGGCGCUCUCAAAGCCAUCACUCUUCAUAGAGGUGGGAACCACGCAGGCGCAGUGGGAUGAUGGAGACCUGUGUGGCAGGGUGGCAGAGGUGGUAGACGAGGCAAUGCGGCAGGAUCCCGGCCGGUAUCCCGUGGGCAUAUGUUUUGGAGGAACGCACUAUCCGCGCGCCUUUACCCAGGAGCUGCUACACGGCGAGUUUGCCUUGGGAACCGUGGUGCCGCGGCGCGACCUCGGCCAUCUUGACUGCGACCUCUUCUCGCACAUUCUUGAGCGCAACGCAGGGGCCACGGCGGCGCUCCUUGACUGGAAGGGGCUCGGGCCCCACAAGCAGAAGGUCCUGGAUCUGGUCGCAGACACCGAUCUGGAGGUGAUCCGGCUCUGA
Messenger RNA from Geodia barretti, 732 nucleotides. Lineage: Eukaryota; Metazoa; Porifera; Demospongiae; Tetractinellida; Geodiidae. The record is from the annotation of a GenBank genome assembly.